CUAAAUUUGAAAGAAACAUGGCGGCCCCCAUCAGGGCAUUUGUCCUUAGAGUUCUCUCCGAUUCCACUAGAAAUGUUCAUCAUGUUUCACGGUGUCGAAGCAAAUAUUUAUGUCGUCGUGCUGCAAUCACAGCAUGUCGUGGAUAUAGCGACAGCACGGAGGGCAGAAGUACGCACUUUGGUUUCCAAACAGUCCCAGAAGAAGAGAAAGCAGAGAAAGUGUAUAAGGUCUUUGAAAGUGUGGCCAAGAAGUAUGACGUGAUGAAUGACGCCAUGAGUUUGGGGAUCCACAGGCUGUGGAAAGACACACUUCUACACAUCAUGAACCCUCAGCCGGGAUUGCGGCUGCUUGACACGGCUGGUGGCACAGGUGACAUCUCCUUUCGCUUUCUGGAGUACACACGCUCGAUGUACGAUCGCCAGCAGCGGCUCAGAGCAAAAUCCCAGCAGACUCCGUCAUGGAAAGACAUCGCGGGUCACUACGUGUCUGACGAAGAAGGUCCUCCACAGUCGCGGGCAGUGGUGUGUGACAUCAACAAAGAGAUGCUCAAAGUUGGAAAACAAAGAGCAGAGGACGCAGGAAUCACUACAGGACUUUCGUGGGUUGCGGGGGAUGCCGAAGAGCUGCCGUUCGACGACGAUCAGUUUGACAUGUACACGAUUGCGUUCGGCAUCAGAAACGUCACCCACAUCGAGCAAGCUUUACAAGAGGCUUUUCGGGUCCUUAAGCCAGGCGGACGUUUUAUGUGUCUAGAAUUCAGCAAAGUCACCAAUCCUCUUCUCGCAAGACUUUAUGAUGCAUACAGUUUUCAGAUGAUCCCUGUAUUGGGUGAAGUAAUCGCUGGAGACUGGAAAUCAUAUCAGUAUUUGGUGGAAAGUAUCCGAAAGUUCCCAGACCAGGAAACAUUCAAGGAAAUGAUUGAAGAUGCUGGUUUCUUCCGCGUCCAGUACUUCAACCUGACUGGAGGAAUUGUUGCCAUUCAUUCAGGAUUCAAGCUCUGAGUGUCAGAGUGAACCAAAGCUGUUUGAACACAUUCGAGUAUUACCAUCUCUCUAAAUGAACUCUGACAAGAAAGAGUGCUGUUGUAUAAACAAUGACUGGAGGACAUUAAAACGAGAACCGGGGGUUUCAGGAAACUCAGCAUGGAAAGUGCUUUGUUCGUGUAUUUGUUCUGUCGGUACAUGAAAACACAUUUCAAGUGAAAAUGGAAGCGAUUAAAAGGUUGUGGGUUUGAUUAAGAUGUUGAAAGUGGCUUUGUUUUUAAAGGCUGUUGAAAUAUGAAUCUCAGUUUUAUUAGCGUUUGAUUUUCGGUCAUGCUGACCUAAUAAAAUAAAGGUUAGAUGAGUUUCAUCCCAUUCCAAAGUGGAAGAUUGGAAAUGAAAACUCUCGCAACAAUGAAUUUGCCCAUCAUGCAUCACAUUUUUAACAAAAGUUGAUCCACACUCGGUUCAUAACAUGAAAACCAUCCCUGUGAUGAAAAGGAAACAGUCAAAUGUGUGUUUUUACUUUAAUAAAACCAUAUAUUUUUUAA
Danio rerio (zebrafish) is the source of this 1531-nucleotide messenger RNA. It is a transcript of the gene coq5, whose product is annotated as coenzyme Q5, methyltransferase. Gene Ontology annotation, molecular function: methyltransferase activity; 2-methoxy-6-polyprenyl-1,4-benzoquinol methyltransferase activity. Gene Ontology annotation, biological process: ubiquinone biosynthetic process. Gene Ontology annotation, cellular component: extrinsic component of mitochondrial inner membrane; mitochondrial inner membrane. The record is from RefSeq and is marked provisional. NCBI's taxonomy places the organism in Eukaryota, Metazoa, Chordata, Actinopteri, Cypriniformes, Danionidae.